Molecule: messenger RNA, 1167 nt
Organism: Colletotrichum scovillei
Lineage: Eukaryota; Fungi; Ascomycota; Sordariomycetes; Glomerellales; Glomerellaceae
Product: FAD dependent oxidoreductase
Exons: 2
Coding region: 137-910 (257 amino acids)
Source: RefSeq, a predicted model, not a curated record
CCCAGACUGUCUUUGUCGGCAAGUUGAGCGCGUCAUGACUAUGGGGUGUGUCCCGAAAGUCAGCUUUUAUGAGAUGUUUAUAAGAGAAUGUGCACAGGCGAUGAGUUCUCUUUAGCCCAUAUACGGAGCUUCAUCAAUGUCGAGAUUUGCUAUCAGAACACAGCUUUUCGCAACACCCUGUUCACAAUCCCCCAGAAGCUUUCAUCGUACAUUGCAUACUACCACUAAGAUGUCUUCAGACUCCGGACACAUCAACUUUCCCGGCAAAACCUCUGCCACCCCAGGAGAAGAGUUCGAAGUCCGCCAGACCUCAACCACUGAGGAUUACCACCCCAACCCAUCCAAGUCAAUUCCCCUCUCACCAGCGCGUCAGCGCUUGAUCGACGACAUCAUUGCGCUGUACUCAAUGAACCCCACAGUAGAACGCGUGAAGCGAUACACGGCCGACUGCGUGUACGACGACCAAUUCGUCUACGCCAACGAUAGGUACAAGAUGGCAGGGCAGUGGUUUGCCUUGCCUAAGCUCUUCAAGGCGAGCGUAAACGAGGGGUACGAGAUUGUGAAGAACGACCGAGACCUAAUCCAGUUCAGGAAUGAGCAAAGCUGGACUUUCAAGCUCAUCCCAAAGACUGCGACAAUUAAUGCGCUCGUCAGCCUGAGCCUGGAUCCCGGCACCGUCGACAGCGACUUCAUUCAGGUCAAGUACCACAAGGACCAGGCCAAUGACAAGGACUACAGCCAUGAGGGCGUUGGGUUCUCGUUCAAGAAGUGGCAAGCGGACAACGUCAUCAAGGUGAUGGAUAGCAAAGAGGUUGAAGCUUUCGCUGCGGAUAAGGAUGCCAGCAAAAACAAGGUGAAGAAGUAUGGCACUGGCAAGACUGAAGGGGAUGCACCUAUAAAGGAUCUCUGAGCCAUUAUUGAUGCUUUGCUGAGUGAUCGUAAGUAUGGAGACGACAUUUUCUAUAUUAACUGUGUCUAUGCUGAGGAGUCGAAACAGAAAGGGAUGCAUUUAUUCAUGCUGAAGCCUGUAUCACUCUUAGCUGCAAUAUCACAUCUUACGGAAAAUUCUUAGGUGCAUUGCCGUGGAAGGAUUCAACUGUGCCCUCUAGUAAUGUUCCACUACGGAAGAACCUAAGACAGAAAAUAUUCUCCCUCGUUAAGCCUCCC